UUGUCAUUGGAGACACUAUUAGAGUUGUUGUUAUUGUCAUUAAUAGAGUUUUCGUUCAUCACCUUCAGUAUCAUAUCAUGUCACGUUAUCGUUGGAAUUGCCGUAAAGCUAACGCUGGUGCUAUAUU
This is a messenger RNA of Racocetra persica, 127 nucleotides long. The record is from the annotation of a GenBank genome assembly. NCBI's taxonomy places the organism in Eukaryota, Fungi, Glomeromycota, Glomeromycetes, Diversisporales, Gigasporaceae.